Messenger RNA from Pyricularia oryzae 70-15, 177 nucleotides. RefSeq lists its product as uncharacterized. The transcript is spliced from 2 exons. The record is from RefSeq and is a predicted model, not a curated record. The coding region runs from base 1 to 177 and encodes 58 amino acids. Lineage: Eukaryota; Fungi; Ascomycota; Sordariomycetes; Magnaporthales; Pyriculariaceae.
AUGGCAAAGGAGAGGUUUGGCGUGCUCUCUAAGAAAGGACCCGGCUUCAAUGGGGUUUCUGUCAUUCCAAGAUUUUGCCUUCUAUAUUACCGUCUGCGAAUGGAGUGUUGGCGGCAAACACCCGGUGCCUUCUCAACAAUAGACGUACGACCCAUUCUUCAGAACCAAUUCAAGUAA